AUGUUUACAGCUCUCAACUACCUGGUGGUACUUGCUGCAUUCACAGGGGCAACAGGGGCGGCAUGGAAUCACACCGAUUACCUUCAUAGUCCCACAGCCGACGAGAUCCCCAAUCCCAAUGCAACCGGACUAUAUUGGGAGUAUGCAUUCGAUAAAGCAACCUCCUUUGUGUCCCAACUCACUCUCGAAGAGAAGGUGGGCUUGGUAUCCGGCACCGAGGGCCCCUGCGUGGGCAACCUCAUGCCCAUCCCUCGCUUGAACUUCACCGGACUGUGCAUCCAGAAUGGGCCGAUGUCACUCGAGCAAGGAGACCAUGUCUCAGUAUUCCCGGCCGGGAUAACAAUCGCCGCGACAUGGGAUAAAAACAUCGCUUACGAACGUGGGAACCAGCUUGCCGCAGAAUUCCGUGGCAAAGGAUCCCAGGUUAUCCUUGGGCCCGUUGCCGGCCCACUUGGCCGGACAGCUCUUGGUGGACGGAACUGGGAGGGAUUCUCGCCGGAUCCUUUCUUGACAGGAGAGCUUUUCACCGAAACCAUCGUGGGAACUCAAGAUGGCGGUGUUCAGGCCUGCGCCAAACAUUAUAUUGGCAAUGAGCAGGAGACUCAAAGACAACCAACUGAAAACGAGGAUGGCAAGACAAUCGAAAGUGUCUCAUCUAAUAUCGACGAUACUACCAUGCAUGAACUCUACCUUUGGCCUUUCCAACAAGCUGUAAAGGCCGGUGUGGCGACAGUGAUGUGCAGUUACAACCGUCUGAAUCAGACUUAUGGCUGCCAGAAUAGCAAGAUUCUCAACGGCAUCCUCAAAGGAGAACUCGGCUUCCAGGGCUAUGUGAUGUCCGACUGGGGAGCUACCCACAGCGGGGCAAAAGCCAUCAACUCAGGAGAAGAUAUGGACAUGCCCGGAACUCCCAGCUUCGGACCUGUCUAUUGGGGUCCGAAUCUCACAGAGUCAGUGAAGAAUGGAUCGGUUUCAACCAGCCGUCUAGAUGACAUGUGCCACCGAGUCAUGACACCGUACUUUUAUCUGAACCAGGACCAGGGAUUCCCGGGUGUUGACCCAAGCUCGAAAGAGCUUAAUGCACUUUUGUUCGAUGGCCCCGAGUUGUACGAGAACUACAACUAUGCAUAUGGCCCGGUUACAAACUUGGAUGUUCGUGGCAACCACGACGAGUUCAUUCGCAAAGCCGCUGCAGAGGGCACUGUACUUCUGAAGAACACCAACAAUACACUGCCAUUGAAAUCACCAAAGCAGGUCGCGGUGUUUGGUAACGAUGCGGGUGAUUUCACCAAUGGAAUGUCCACCUUCUAUUUUGACGGUGUCAAGAACUACGAGUACGGCGUGCUUGCAGCGGGCGGAGGCUCAGGUUCUGGCCUAUUUAGUUACAUCGUGAGCCCGUUGGAAGCUAUCAAGCAGCGUGUCGGAUUUAAGAAGAACCUGGUUCAGUAUAUCUUGAACAACACUGCUAUCAUCGAUGAGGAUAGUCCAAACAUGAAUGUUCUCCUGCCUUCACAGCCAGAUGUCUGUCUAGUCUUCCUCAAGAGCUGGGCUACGGAAUCGGAAGACCGCACCAUCAUUGCCCACGACUGGAAUGGAGACGAAGUUGUGACCAGAGUCGCAUCCGGAUGUCCCAACACUGUCGUGAUUACGCACUCCAAUGGAAUCAACGUGAUGCCAUGGGCAAACCACCCUAACGUUACCGCUAUCCUAGCUGCCCAUUUGCCCGGCCAAGAGGCUGGCAACAGCAUCGUCGAUGUGCUCUGGGGAGACGUGAAUCCUUCCGGUCACUUGCCCUAUACCAUCGCCAAGAAUGAGUCGGACUACUCCUUUGCCCCCAUAACCAACUCAACGGAGCUUACCAACACCGAGGAUCCGACAGCUUGGCAGUCGGACUUCAGGGAAGGAGAUUUAAUAGACUACCGGCACUUCGACUUCCACAACAAGUCUGUCCAAUAUGAGUUUGGCUACGGUCUUUCCUACACCACAUUCUCCAUGGAACGAAACAUGACCAUCACCCGCACCUUCCAAGACACCUUGUCCGCCGUUCCCCCGUCUGCGAACACCGUGCCUGGGGGUAAUCCUCACUUGUGGGACAACCUCUAUCAGAUCACCACAACCGUGAAGAACACCGGCCACACGGCCGGCGCUACGGUGCCACAGCUCUACUUGAGCAUUCCCAAGCUGUCUUCCACGUUCAAUAUCGAGGCAACUAGAGUCCUUCGUGGCUUCUACAAGGUUCACCUGCAACCUGGGGAGUCCAGAAAGGUCACCUUCAAAUUAACGAGAAGGGAUAUUAGUCGGUGGGAUGUCGUGAGGCAGAAGUGGGUUAUUCCUGAGGGAGAUUUCAAGUCUUGGGUCGGAUUCUCGAGUCGGGAUUUCCGUGCCAGUGGCUCGUUCACGCCGCUUUCUUAA
Messenger RNA from Aspergillus steynii IBT 23096, 2412 nucleotides. Its product is annotated as beta-glucosidase. The transcript is spliced from 6 exons. The coding region runs from base 1 to 2412 and encodes 803 amino acids. NCBI's taxonomy places the organism in Eukaryota, Fungi, Ascomycota, Eurotiomycetes, Eurotiales, Aspergillaceae. Gene Ontology annotation, biological process: glucan catabolic process. Gene Ontology annotation, molecular function: beta-glucosidase activity. The record is from RefSeq and is a predicted model, not a curated record.